Molecule: messenger RNA, 438 nt
Organism: Symbiodinium natans
Lineage: Eukaryota; Dinophyceae; Suessiales; Symbiodiniaceae
Source: the annotation of a GenBank genome assembly
AUGGCACUGCGGCUGAGCGCCGAAACCCUGGCGGCCCUUGAGGCCGAGGACCCGGCAGUGGCCUCGCCGCAAGCAGCGACACCGCCCACCAGUCCACCAGGCAGCUUCGUCCUAAAGAAGGACCUCGGCAGCCUCAAAGAUGUGGACGUGGAUGCGGAUGCAAGCACGGCGCCCAGCAGUCCACUUCUGAUGGAGGCAAAGACCCCAUCAGCAAUGCCCUGGUGGUGGCGAGUGGUGCCGAAACAAGAGCCACGCCAGGGCGAGACCGAGCGGGCUCUGGCAGCGCUGCGCGCAGAACCUCGGACGGUGUUGGAAACUCGAAGCGUAGGAAGACCCUUUUUGAGCUUGAUGAGUGGACAGUGGACAUGCGUCAUGCGUAGCAGUUUCGAAGGAGGUGGAUGGAAGUGGUGUGCAGCGUUUGACGAAAUUCGCGCUUGA